UCCUGCUGCGCAAUGCGGGUGCUCGCGUGAGCUGUAGAGCUCUACUGCAGCCAGCAGCCAAUCAGAGGCGCGAUCACGUCACGCGCCCCGUGCACCCGCACCCACACACUCACACUCUGCGCGGUCACGGCAGCAGAAAGAAUACAAUGCACGCCACCCUGGUGAGAAAAUAAUGAAGCAAUGGACGAAUUAAACGCAUCCGUCGCUCUUUUGAGAGGAGCACGCUUGUAACGCAAGGUACAAACUUACAUCAUACUGAGUCCAAAGGAAGGGAUCCUAACUUGUCAAGAAACAGCCUAUGUGGAUCACUUAUUCUUUGAUUUGUGAACUGUACGAUUGUUAACUUGAUGUCCUGACCAUGCGUUCACAACAAAGUUUCAUGUCAUUUAUGAACAGCAAGGACAGUGCUAUACCUAGAAAAGACUUUGAUCGCCUGUGCUGUGCAAAAUGUCGCUUUUCAACCAAGGACACUGACCUGUUCGAGAGGCACGUGUCCCAUCAUAAGGAGGUGACUUUCUCCUGUGCGCUCUGCAGCUAUGUUUCCUACUCUAAAACAGAGUCUCAGAAACACAUUGUUUUGCACACUGGCUCGUAUCCGUACAGGUGUAGCUUCUGCUCGUACGGAGCCGUGCGGAGAGACUACAUGGUGAAGCAUAUUCUUCGUAUACACAAGAGAAAUGCAGAAGAAGGCUUCAUAACUGAUUUUGUCGUAUCCACCCCAGAUGGAUGUCCAUCUGUUCCUGAUGCUCUCAGGAUUUCAGAUUGGCCUGAAAGGAACGACCAGUGUGCAAUUCCCAAUUCCCAUGUGGAACGCUCCAGUGGAAGUCAACCCGACCAAUCAUCUGUUAUUAGUAAAACAGUGAGCCAAACCAGGGGUAAUCGAGCUCGUAUGACCUACAGUUUCACAAUGCCAUCUAUGACCAAUAAAACAACAGUCAUUCCGGUUUCUAAGACUCAGUCCACCAUUCCCAGCUGUGCUCCAAGCACCAGUCACUCGUUAGGCAACACGCCACAAGUGGUUCUAAGAUCACGGGAGGCAAACAGCAACCUAUUGAAUGCGCAACCCUGUGCCGAUGGGAGAAACAAGGUGGUUAGUAGCAGAACCGUUUCGGAAAAGCUUAUUCCGAAAGCUAUGUUCCCAAGAGUCCAUAUUAGCUCUACAGCAACACUACAGCAAAGCCCAAAGGUUGGUGUUCCUGAAAAGGCAAUGGCUUCAAACAACAUUCCCAGAGUACAGGUCCGAGCACCUAUUGAAUUGAACACCCCACUUCGACCACUACUUAAUGCGCCAUUAUCCAAGAGGAAUAUUCAGAUGGAUCAGAUGGCUGGUCUGUCCAAAACAGGGCUUAAAGUUGGGACACAGAGACCAGUAGUACUUCCCAGCAGUCCAAUCAAACGUCCACUGCACUCCAAUGCAGAAAAGAGCAAUCAGUCAAGAGCGACCUCCAGAGCACCUGUAGGAUCCUCAGCAGAGACAUCGAGCACAUUAUCCAGUGUCCAAGUGGAACUGUUAGCGCCUUUGAACCAGCCAAUUCAACACAACAAGCCUCUGACCGUGUCCUGUCCAGAGGAGAUCAAUAUUCCUGCUGGGUGUUUGGUGGAACUGGUUGAGGUGAAAAAUGUCAAUGGGACUCGAGAGUUGGAGCUACGGAUGAUCCCACCCAAUGGGAGUCCGCAAGACCAGAAGAGCAAUGUGGAUGAACCUUCAUCAGCCACAACUGGAGGCAGACUGUCCUUCAAAUGCCAAGUUGCCAAAGGGUGUCCAGUCAGCUCUUCCACGUCUUCAUCAUCUCAUGAAGUCAAACAGCAGCAGCCGUCAUCGUGCACCAAUGUUCAGACUAUCACAAAAUCUGUUCAGUCAGCACACAAACCACAGUGUUCUUCAGAGACGCCAGCCAGGAGCAAACACAACCCCAAGACCAAGGAUCCAAAGAUCAUCACGCUUGACCGUCCAGAUUUGAGUUCUGAAAGCCUUCCUGUGAUCUCAUCCGUUUUCUCUCUUUGUCCCACACCUAAGUCAACUCAAAGCAUCUCAAAGUCCUCGCCAGAAAUGCAACGGUGGAAGGUGGCAACAAAAGAGCCAAAGGACGAGGUGAAGAAUGCAGAGCAAUCACUAGUCUGUAGUAUUCUGAUUAAGAAGGAGGAAGCUGAGGACAAACCCAAAGGUGCUUCUUUGGGUCUCAAAGAAACAAAGACAGAGGAUGAGACUAGUGCAGGCUCAGCAAUAUCUAAGACUCUUGUUCAAGUGAAAACAUCAGAAAAACCCCCAAACAAAAGUCAUUCAAAACAAGGUACAUGUUUGACAGUGUCUCAUCCAUUGGUCGUGCCAAACCAAAACAUUGUUCCAUCAAACAAGGAUGACAUUUCACAGCAAGACAGGGGAAAUUCGGUCCAAAAACACAAUUCCAGUGUUUCCAACAUGUAUCCAAAAGUAGCUUUGUUCAGGAUUCCCAGUUCUCUGUUGGAACCCAAGAAGAAACCUCCAGAAGCCCCAACACGAGAGGAGAGUUUGAUGGCACGACCGGUUCUCAGCUGCACGCUAAGCGAGCAGAACGUGUCUGGAAGUCCUGAGGUGGCCAUCAAGCUGAUACUAAAGAGAAACCUUUGUGAAAGUGAAGAGAAGCACCAAGACUCUCCACCACGGAAAAAGCACAAGAAAGAAAAGAGAAAAGCCAAGAAACACAGGUCGUCAUCGGUUGGGACAGGCCUUUCUCAAUCAUCAAAUGAAGGUCAUCAGGAACUGAGGUUAACUCCACUGAAAGUGGAUCAGCGUAUCAAGCUUCCUGGUCCGAAUCAGCCGGUUGUGGUUCUGAACCACCCCAAUCCUUCGGUUCAGAGCGUCAGUGUUGGCGUCCAAACCCUGAAGAACUAUAAGUGGAUUCACUCAGUGGAUCACGAGCAGGAACAGAGGGAACAACGUGUGAGAAAACGGCCUUCAUUCAAGAUGAAACUCAAGAAAGUUAAUGGACAGAAGUAUCAGGUAAUCGAGUUCGUUCUAAAGGGAGUCUCGGAGAAACAGCUCUCGUAAAACCAGCUACAUUCCCUUUUAGACACUUCAUGUUUCUAUUGAUUUUCUUAUGAUUGUGCUAUUUAGGAAAACUCAAGCAGGAUUCUUUUCAAAUUUAACGAUAAUAAAGCUAGUGGGUGACGUUGGUAGUUCGAUGCCAAUAAACAUUAUCUUGCAAUUAGACUGACCAAGUUUUAGCUACUCUGGUCAUAUGUACUUGGGAAUAAACAUACUUUUUUCCAAAAUGAACUAACUAUUAAUUAACCAGAUUUUUCCCAGUCCUGCUAUGUUCCACUUGUACAGCUGCAAUGACCAACAAGGCUCAUCAUGUGUAUAUAUAGACUUUUUUUUAUAAAAAGAAAUGUAAAACUGAACUGUCAAUACAUAGAAGUUAUUGUUAAGAAAAUCUUAACUCUGAAACCAAUGUCUGUUUUAGGAUGUUGUGUGUUAUUUGUCACGUCUAUAUACGUCUCACGUUUAAACUUUCACAAAUGUUUGUACAUGUGGCACUUUUCACUGAAAUCACUGUCUUUUUUAAUCAUUAUUUGUACAUAAGCCUCAGUGUUGAAGUGACUCUUUUCUGAUUGGUGUGCAGUGAUUCAUGGGUGCUGUUUGGGUUUGGUUUGAAUCCAUUGGUCUUUGUUGGGUGAGGCUUUGUCAUUUGUGAAAUUCAAACAUAUGACGUA
Carassius auratus (goldfish) is the source of this 3693-nucleotide messenger RNA. Its product is annotated as zinc finger protein 518B-like. The coding region runs from base 359 to 3028 and encodes 889 amino acids. NCBI's taxonomy places the organism in Eukaryota, Metazoa, Chordata, Actinopteri, Cypriniformes, Cyprinidae. The record is from RefSeq and is a predicted model, not a curated record. The transcript is spliced from 2 exons.